GCGACCGGGUCAGAACAGGGGAAAGAGCUCUCAGCGACCGGGUCAGAACAGGGGAAAGAGCUCUCAGCGACCGGGUCAGAACAGGGGAAAGAGCUCUCAGCGACCGGGUCAGAACAGGGGAAAGAGCUCUCAGCUACCGGGUCAGAACACGGGAAAGAGUUCUCAGCGACCGGGUCAGAACAGGGGAAAGAGCUCUCAGCGACCGGGUCAGAACAGGGGAAAGAGCUCUCAGCGACCGGGUCAGAACAGGGGAAAGAGCUCUCAGCGACCGGGUCAGAACAGGGGAAAGAGCUCUCAGCGACCGGGUCAGAACAGGGGAAAGAGAUGGAUGGUGAAGACCAGAAAGGAGAUAUUUCAUACGUUGAUGAUGAGCCUGAUUUCCCAGAGGACCUUGAGAAUCUUAUUACGUUGGAUGAGCUGGAGGAGGAUUCCUCGGUUGAUAACCAAGAUAACCAGUCAACAGAUGAGAUCAAGAGCAGAUCCAAGAGCAAACCCUCAGGACGUGAUCAGACACCUGGUAGAGUGAUCUACGUCAAAAACCUUCCCAGAGGCUUCUAUACAGAUAGUGACUUCCUGAAGAUUGUUAAAGGCUUCGGGAGAGUGCAUCGCUAUUUCCUCCUUCGUAAUGGUGAAGAGGGCUUCAUUGAGAUGGAGAGGUCUUCUGAUGUGACAAAGGUUUUAAGAUCGCUGCGUUAUGAUGGCUGUAAAUUAUACGGCCAGAGGUUGAUCGUCCUGCGGUCUCAGAAAUACAAGAGACUAACAACAGGGUGGAAACCUGAAUCUGAUUCUAAAAGUGAUCGGAAGAAGGAUCACAUGAGUACUAGAAGCAGUAGCAGGAUAAGGAGUGGACGGACCAGCAGUCACUCAAAGUCAGCGGCUAAGGACGAGGAGACAAAAGAGAAGGACGAGGAGACAAAAGAGAAGACGGCACGACAAGUAUGCUCCGAGCCAGCCCAACACUGUGACAAGGAGGACAGAGAAGCGUCUGAAGGGGAUAUUGACCAAUCCUCCAACGGUGAAGACCAAAAGGAUGCCCCUGUCCCUGCUGCUGAGGAAGAGAAGGCCUGUAGCAACGAGGAUAAUGCAGAAACCAAGAUGGAGGAUAAUGUGGAAACGAGACCAGAUUCCAUAAAGACUGGUAUGGAGUCAUCGUUCCAGGCCAACAACCCAGUGGGAAGAGAAUUCAUUAAACCUGUCAUUGGCUACUUCUGCAACCUGUGUCAAGUCAUCUAUGUCAAUGAGGACGAAGCUAGGAACCAACACUGCAGCAGCCUCUGUCACUAUCUGAAGUUUAUGGAACAUUCAGGUGAAGACACAGCCUCUAGCUAAACGAUGUCCAUCUCUGGAGGAAGUUGACAAGAUGACAGUUUUAGGCCCAAUUUAACAGGAAGUGUUCCGGAGGAGGGGGGAGAAUCUGGAUUUUUCUUUAUAUUGCACUCAAGAAGAACGGCACAGGUUUACCUCAUCCAUGAGAGGCUCUUUGUGAAACUCAUCCUAGAACAAUAAAUGAGAUUGCAGAUUACGUUAAUCUGAACAAAUGUUCAGCACCUACCUAUAUAUAUAUAUAUAUAUAUAUAUAUAUAUAUUGUUAUGUUUGUGUUAAAAUAGCUCAGAUCUACUUUCUGUAAUGUGAAUUGUUUGUUCGGUUUUCCUAUGUAAUUUGUUUUCAAGAUUUGUGUUAAAUUGAACUUCAUUCUCUAAAAGAUUGUUAAUAAACAUGCUUAAUUAUUG
Oncorhynchus gorbuscha (pink salmon) is the source of this 1731-nucleotide messenger RNA. RefSeq names its product matrin-3-like. Gene Ontology annotation, molecular function: RNA binding. The transcript has 8 exons. Bases 325 to 1329 code for a protein of 334 amino acids. Lineage: Eukaryota; Metazoa; Chordata; Actinopteri; Salmoniformes; Salmonidae. Gene Ontology annotation, cellular component: nucleus. The record is from RefSeq and is a predicted model, not a curated record.